AUGGCGGGGACAGUGCUGCCCCUCUGCCUGCUCCUUGCUGCUGCCCUGCGUGGUGCCCUGACCCAGGCGCCGGGGCAUGGGGCCCGGCCGGGCCCCCUGCUCCUGCGGCUGUGGCGGCUGGAGGAGCAGUUUCACCGGCUCCGGGAGGUGACACUGAACCAUCUCCAGAGCAUCGCCAGGAACUACAACAUCUCUUACAACAUCGAUGGACGCUUCCGGGUGCUGGCAGAGCAGGCAGAGGCGGCUGCUGCUGCCCGGGCCACCCUGGGUGCCGAACUUGCCCGCCUGGCCACCAGCGGUCGGCGGCUGCACCGCAGGCUGAAGAGGCUGGAGGGAACAGUGGGUGCCCUGAGCCCGCUGCACCGCCCGGUCACCCACGCACUGGGUGCAUGGGUAGAGGCUGGCACCAAGCCACACAGCCUGCCGGAUGCUGCCCAGAGCUGGGGCAGCCAGCUGGAGUGGGAGCCGCAGAGACGGGUGGCCCCCAGCAACCCCAGGCCUGGGCGCCCGAAGGCAAGGCGGUGGCAGCAACACCGGCAGGAGGAAGGACACCAGCUGUCGGCCAGUGGCGGGGCCAGCAGUGCACCUGGGGAGGAUGCAGAGGCCCCUCGCAGUGCAGCACCAGGACCCCAAGCUGUGGCACUGGCACUCCCCACCGUGACCACGGUCCCCCAGGAGCAGCCGCCAGCCCCCCAGCAGCCAGGAGAGGGUAGGUACGGGCCCCCUGACCUGGCACCCACAUCCCCAGCCUGCCGCACCGGUGCUGUCCUGCUCUUCCCCAACAGUUCUGCUGAGCACAUGGCUGUCCUGAGGCCGGGGCCACGCCAGGGGCUGCAGGCGCUGUCACUUUGCACCUGGCUGGCCACCCCAGCCCCCUGCCUCGGUGCCCUUCUCUCCUAUGCCACCGAGGACGGCGGCAGCAAGCUGGGUGUGCGUAGCCAUUGUGGGGACCUCCCUGGCUCUGCGCACUUCGUCAUCGGGGAUGGGCAGUUUCGGGAGAUCCCGGUGAUGCCACUCCUGGAUGGCAAGUGGCACCACCUUUGCCUCAUCUGGUCCUCUGGCCAGGGCCAGUACCGUUUCUACGUGGACAGGCAGCUGCUGGCUGCCGGCUCUGGCUUCCGGCAGGGCUAUGAAAUUUCCGCUGGUGGCUUGCUGGUGCUGGGCCAGGAGCAGGACCACCCCGGCAGGGACUUUGGCACCGCAGAAGCUUUUGUGGGUCACCUGGCUGGCUUCGCUCUCUGGAGCCGGGCUCUCCUGCCCGGGGAGGUGGCCAGCAUGGCGACCAGCCAGGGGCUGCCCUGCAGCCCCCUCCUCACGCUGGCUGAUGCCUCCCUGCAGGGUGGGGUGAGGAGGGUGGCGUGUCCCUGCCUCCAGCACUGCCUGUGACAAGCUUGGCAGCGGGAACAGUGCCAGCUGCCAGCUUUCACAGCUGGCUCACGGUGCCAAUGCUGGCACGAGCUGCAUCCUCCUGAGGUGAUGGGACACCUGACAGAGAGGGUGUCUCAGGACCAGGACCACUGGACAUGGGGAAAAGGAAAAGGGGUAGCCAGAGGUGGGACCCAGUCCUGGGGCCUGUCCCAAAGCCGGGUCAU
Molecule: messenger RNA, 1592 nt
Organism: Haliaeetus leucocephalus (bald eagle)
Lineage: Eukaryota; Metazoa; Chordata; Aves; Accipitriformes; Accipitridae
Gene: PTX4
Product: pentraxin 4, long
Exons: 2
Coding region: 1-1386 (461 amino acids)
Source: RefSeq, a predicted model, not a curated record